AUGUCAAAACAAAUUAUUAUAUAUGGAGGACGUGGAGCUUUAGGUGAUUGCUUGGUUCGCUAUUUUCAGAGCAAAAAUUUUAAAGUGACAUCAAUUGAUUUGAAGCAAAAUGAACAGGCUGAUGUUAGUAUUGCACUUAACGAUAAUGAUAGUCUUGAAAAGCAAGCUGAAUUUGUUUCCGAACAUAUUCAAUCAUCGUUGAAUGGCGAAUCAGUUGAAGCUAUUUUAAACGUUGCUGGUGGCUGGGCUGGUGGUAAUGCUAGUGAUAAAGAUUUCAUAAAAAAUUCGGAGAUGGUAUUCAAACAAAGUGUUAAUUCAACAUUAAUUGUUACAUCAUUAGCCAGCAAAUUCCUUAAGGAAAAUGGAUUAUUAACAUUUUCCGGUGCUGCAGCUGCUCUAGGUGCAACACCAGGUAUGAUUGGCUAUGGUGCAGCCAAAGCAGCUACAAUACAUAUCGGUAAAAGUUUGGCUGCAUCUAAUAGUGGUAUGCCAAAAGAUUCAUCCAUUCUCACGAUUGCACCGAUAACGUUGGAUACACCAAUGAAUCGUAAAUGGAUGCCUAAAGCAGAUACAAGUACAUGGACACCACUUGAAUAUAUUGCUGAGUUAUUCUAUAAAUGGAUUGAGGAUCCAUCUUCACGUCCAACUAAUGGAUCAGUUGUUAAAUUAACAACAACAGGUGGUAAUACUGAAUUAAGCUAUCAUUGA
Molecule: messenger RNA, 708 nt
Organism: Rotaria socialis
Lineage: Eukaryota; Metazoa; Rotifera; Eurotatoria; Philodinida; Philodinidae
Source: the annotation of a GenBank genome assembly